UUCCAUAUUUUCAAUUUUGAGGGAUAUUUUUAGCUCUGCCAGUACUGCCAGUAACAGAAAGAGCAAGCGAAGCAAAAGCAGAGGCAAAAGGAAAAUCGAUGUCGCUUUAGAUCACCACAUUUCCUUCGUUUCGAAGCGCACUCAAUCAUGGAAUGGUAAAUUUGGGAUUUUUAGGUUACGAGUUGUUCAGGAACUGGGGUUUGGAUUUCUCUGGUUAUAAUUUAUCCAAUCAUGGGCAAAUCACCAGGGAGAUGGAUCAAGACCGUACUGUUUGGAAAGAAGUCUUCCAAAUCUCAUACAGCUAAAAGGAGAGAGAGAUCUGCAAAUGAGAGAGAAGUAUUGGUCUCUGCACAGGCAACAGAAGCUGAUUCUAUCUCUGUUCCUCCUGUAACCUCGCAUCCAACACCCGUUAUCACAGUUCUCUCAGACAGACAGUUAGAACUUGAGAGCCAGGUGACUGCAAACUUGCCACAUAAUGGGGGCACAUUGUUGCCAGGAAAUCAAGAGGCAGAUUUACAAGGGUCUACAACCCAAGUCUCAUUGUCUGAUGCUGAGAAAAUAAGGCAAGAGAAAGCUGCAACAUUGGUACAAGCUGCAUUUAGGGGCUACUUGGCUCGUCGGGCAUUUUGGGCCCUUAAAGGCAUAAUAAGGCUCCAGGCUCUUAUCCGUGGGCACUUGGUCAGGAGACAAGCUGUUGCCACUUUGUGCUGUGUGCUGGGAAUCGUCAAGCUGCAGGCACUUGCUCGAGGAAUAAAAGUUAGGAAUUCAUAUGGCGGGCGGCAUGCUCUUAAAAAAUUCAGCAUGGAGGGCAAGCAUGGGGAUCUUAAUGGAGCUAAUAUUUCUAUCCAAAGAGCAAGGCUAUCGGCAAAUGCUUUUGUUCACAAGCUUGUGGCUUCAUCACCUACUGUGAUGCCUUUACGCCUUUAUUAUGACCCUGCCGAACCAAAUUCGGUUUCAAACUGGUUAGAACGUUGGUCUGCGUCCAACUUUUGGAAACCAAUUCCCCAACCAAAGAAAAUUUCUUACCCUAAAACUCAGAGAAAGCAGGUUAAUGGUCAUAUGCCAGAAGCUGAAACUGGUAGGCCAAAGCACAGUGUUCGGAGGGUCCCUGCUGCAAAUGCUGACAAUACUUCUGUGCAAGUAACCUCUGAAUUUGAGAAACCCAAGCGCAACCGUAGGAGACCUUCAAGCCUUCCUACUGAUACAGUGCAGGAAAAUCCACAAAAUGAGCUUGAAAAGGUAAAACGUAGUCUGAGAAAGGUCCAUAAUCCAAUAAUUGAAAGCUCUGUUCAGGCAGAGGUAGAAAUUGAGAAGCCAAAACAAAGUUUGGAAAAGGUAUCAGGCACUUCUGGUGAUAACCUUUUGGUACAGAAUAUGAAUAAUUCGGGGGAGAAGACGAAGAAAGAAACAUAUUUGGCUAUGCCCAAAGUACCUGAUGUGGUGACGAAUGAACCAACCUUGAUAGCCCCCAAAUUGCCCGAUGUAGAAACAACAGCAGAACCGCUAGGAGUAAAGGAAGCAUCAGAAUUACACGCGGAUCAAACCAUGGUUGAAUCAAAGCCUUCAGUAGAGAAUGUUGGUAAAGAUGAAAAUUCUCCUGUUACGAAUGGGGAGUUGAGCUAUAAGGAAGAUCCAACAAUCAAUGAAAAUCAUAAAGCUAGCAGGAAAGCCUCUAGUCUGGCAAAGCAAGAACGUGCAGAAAAUGGAUUACAGAGUAGUCCAGCACUCCCAAGCUAUAUGGCAGUUACUGAAUCUGCAAAAGCAAAGCUGAGAGCACAAGGUUCCCCAAGGUUUAGCCAAGAUGGAGCUGAGAAAAAUAAUCUUGCUCGGCGUCAUUCGCUUCCAUCUUCAACAAAUAGCAAAAUCAACUCACAAUCGCCAAGGACACGGACUGUUAAUUCUGGUGGGAAAGUGGGGAAUAAAAGUGACAGACCUGUGUUAUCAUCAAGAGAAGGAAAUGCAAAGGCAACCCAUAUUGAGUGGAAGAGGUGAUUUUUUUUUUUUGGUGCCUUGAGAUUCAAGAGGUUAGCACAAUGGGCGGCUUUCUGAUUUCAUACGUAGUUGUUGUCUGUGAUGUAAGAUUAUGUUGUGAAACUAGAAACUUUAUCUAUAGUUGGAAAGCUUGUCGAUCCCAGACUCUUUAUGUUAGAUAUUGCUGCAGUGGCUGUGUGAGUGAAUAUACAUCAUAGGUUUUGAGUUAUUCGUUGUGCUACAAUCAUACAUUUAUUCUAAACUGUGGUUUGUUUCGACGGUGGGUCUUUAGAUGUCAAUUGUGUAAUUUUCUUUUCUUCUCCUUUUUCAUCUUGGUAGGCGGCAGUUCGUUAUGUAAUUAAACUUAUUUCUAAUUACCAUGGAUCUGAACACUGAAUGUAUUCUCGUUUAUAUUGCUCAGUAUCUAUGCGUUUAUCA
Messenger RNA from Manihot esculenta (cassava), 2409 nucleotides. RefSeq names its product protein IQ-DOMAIN 31. The transcript has 8 exons. Lineage: Eukaryota; Viridiplantae; Streptophyta; Magnoliopsida; Malpighiales; Euphorbiaceae. Bases 232 to 1992 code for a protein of 586 amino acids. Gene Ontology annotation, molecular function: protein binding. The record is from RefSeq and is a predicted model, not a curated record.